Platichthys flesus (European flounder) is the source of this 3174-nucleotide messenger RNA. It is a transcript of the gene adgrf3a, whose product is annotated as adhesion G protein-coupled receptor F3a. Gene Ontology annotation, molecular function: G protein-coupled receptor activity. Gene Ontology annotation, cellular component: membrane. The record is from RefSeq and is a predicted model, not a curated record. Bases 1 to 3111 code for a protein of 1036 amino acids. NCBI's taxonomy places the organism in Eukaryota, Metazoa, Chordata, Actinopteri, Pleuronectiformes, Pleuronectidae. The transcript is spliced from 17 exons. Gene Ontology annotation, biological process: cell surface receptor signaling pathway; G protein-coupled receptor signaling pathway.
AUGAACAAGAUGUGGGGAUUUAUAUUUCUCUAUAUCCUGGGGCUAAACAUUUCUCAGGCAACUGGAGAAGACCCCUCAACACAAAUGCAUUAUGUCAAACUGAGAAUCGAUAAAAAUAACAUCGGACGCCUAAACAGUUGGCUGCCAUCUAACCUGAGUAAUUCCACCUGGAAAGUGGACGAGUUUCAACCCACAACAACCUGCAAGGACAUGGCGGGUAAAAGAGAGUGUCACUGCGAGGUGGACCACAGAUGGACGGAUAAAGUGCGUCAGUCUAAUUCCAAGGGUUGUGCCGGCAACACAUGCACUUUCCCUGAAAAGUCUCACACGUGUGUUUCAAACAGCACAGUGACACUCAGAGGAUCCAUUCGAAUACAGGGAUCAGGGUUUCAUGAUUGUCUGAGAGACGAAAACUCACAGGAAUAUCAAAGUUGUAAUACCAAAUUGUUAAACAAGAUGAAAGAAGUCUACAGCACUUUGAAGGGAUUUGACUUUUUAAAUAUUACCAAAUACAGUUUUGGAAGCAUUGUCGCAGAUUUUGGAAUUACAAUCAGUAAAAGCAUGAGUCCAGACGACCUGAUCCAGAAAUCAGAAAACCUAAUCACAGCUCUGAACGCCACACUCAAUCUGGAAACUAAAGGUGUUGUGAGUUUAACGAUGCCAGACAACCCUGUGAAGUACAACUCCCAGCAACAGCUCUUAUGCACAUCGAAGGAGGAUCUGGGCACCACGGCAGUGUGGCGGCAGAAGAAAGAUGAUGAAAAAGAAUAUCCGAUAACUAACGGCACAGAGGCAGACAUUACGUUCUCAACACGCUUGUCCACACUCACUCUCAAAAAGAUAUCAGCCUCCUGGGAAGGAGAGUACAUAUGUGUAUUCCGUCAAAAGAACACAUCAUUAGACAUAACUCACAGUGCCAGAGCCGUAAUGGACGUAGCUCUCCUGCCAAACAUUUUCAUCACCGCAGUCCCAGAAUUUCCAAACUGUCUCAAGAUAGGUGAUGUACUGAGAGUAAGAAGCAAAUGUUUGAUUAGGGAGGACAAUGAAAACUACACCGUGACAUGGACAGGUCCAACCAUGGAGGGGAAAAUUAAUCCAUUAAAAGCCGAUUACUCCUCUGAAGAAGUUGUUCAUCAAGCUGAGGCAGCGGUCACCUGCAACCCAAGUGUACCGAACCUGAAACCGGAAAUAACGUGCACAUUUGAGAACAGACUCAAACAGUCGAGAAACGCGUCAUUUGUUUUCAAUAUCAUAUACGCUGGAGACGGGUUCUGUGCAGCAGACGGUGACUGGGGAGAAACCAAAGCCAACUUCACUUCAGUGCUACAGUGCAAGAACGCAGACGGACUAAGACAAAGGAAAUGCAGCAUUGAGUGUACAUGGGAACCGGAGGAAGACAAUUGUGUUAACAAUGAUGUGUCAAGUUUACUGCACUCUGCGCAUGAUGUUGACAUCGGACUUGGCUCAUUGAAUAAAAAUGUUGCAGACGUAUUUGACCUCCUGAGUAAUGUCACUAAUAACACAAUGGCUAUCAACACCGUGUCCAACGUGAAGGCAACGGUGGAAGUACUCCAUGUCUUGAGUGACAAGCAAGGGCUCAGGCUGAAUGGAUCAGGAGUGUACACUAGUACUGACAAUCUUCUCUCUUUUCAGGGCUUUCUGGAAACAUCCAGCAACUUGAUGGAGAAGUCUCUUGAGAAUACAUGGAUUGAAAAAAAAGAUGAUGCAAAUUUGUCAAUAGCUGAGACAUAUAUACAUUCUGUUGAGAAAUUAAUGAAGGUGUCAAACAUUACAGCUAACAACAUUCAAAAAAAUAUAGAGCUGGCCACGUGUGAUAAAAAGCAGGGGUCUGGAUGUACCAACACCGCCUUCGGUGUCACUGUCGAUUUUGACAGUUCAGACAAUGACAGCGUGGCAACAGCUGGAUUUAAAGAACUGCAGAAUUAUUUGCCCCAGAGUGAUGAGGAGUACGAAGUCAACAGCAUUGUUGUGAUGACAACCACUCAAAAGAAUCACUCGGGUUCAGUCGUGGUUAAAAUGAAUUUCCCGUUGAUCCGUCCGAGGCCUCGCAACGUAAAGAUAAAGUGUGUCUCAUGGGACUACGAGAAACAUCAAUGGUCAUCGCGUGGAUGUGAAUGGAUGGGUCCUGAUGAUGAUGGACACUGUGUUUGCAGCCAUUUGUCCUCAUUCGCCAUUUUAAUGGCUAGGUAUCCAAUAGUUCUCCCAGGGAUGAGUGAGUUAACCAUCUUUGGACUGUCUAUAUCAGUCAUAUCCUUAGUUGUUACUCUUGUAAUAGAAGUGAUCGUCUGGAGGGCUGUAGUUAAAACCAGUACUCGAUAUCUACGGCACGUGGCCCAGGUAAACAUUUCUCUAUGUUUGCUAGUCGCAGAUUGCUGCUUUUUAGCAUCUUUCAAGCCAGAAAAUAUUUCCGAAAUCUGGUGUAAGGCCUUGGUGAUGUUGAAGCAUUUCUGUUACUUGUCCAUGUUCUUUUGGAUGUUUUGUCUGAGCAGCACGCUUCUUCAUCAAGCAGUUUUCCUGUUCCACAAGAUGAGCAAGAAGGUUUACCUGAGGUUCUACAUAAUCCUGGGCUACGCAUGUCCGCUGCUUAUCGUUUUGAUCACAUUCAUUGCUAGCAGCGGUGGUGCUGAGGGCGUGUACUUCACCAAAGAAUCCUGUUGGCUGGUUUAUAGUGGAUUUUUUAGUGGGUCCAUCCACACAUUUAUCAUACCAGUCGGUACAAUUGUUCUCAUCAACGUGAUCUCCAUGGGGGUGGUAAUCAUGAAGCUUUUGGAUCACCCUACAAAUGCAGGAAACCCUGAUGACAGAUCUGCCACCAAAUCGGUCAUGAGGACCGUUAUUCUUCUGACUCCGAUCUUCGGUGUCACUUGGAUCUUUGGGUUUGGUGUAACUAUUCUCGACCUCUCAUCUGGAAUCGCAGCCCCUGUGGUCAACUAUGUCUUUAUCCUGCUGAACUCAUUUCAGGGUUUGUUUAUUUUGUUAACCACAUACCUGGGGGACAAUCUGUCCCGUCAAGCACUACUAAACCAUCUGAGAAAAAGGGCAUCCGUCAGUGACAGCUCCACCACGUUGGACUCAAAAUUGAGCAAGUAAAAAUCUUCGGGAGUACGUUUCCUCUCAAAUCACCACAAACUACACAAUCGCGCGUAGUAAGCU